AAGAUAAAUAUCGUGUUCUUACCACCAAACACCACUUCUUUAAUUCAACCGUGUGACCAGGGAAUUAUCCGCACCUUGAAGGCAUAUUACAGAAAGGAAAUGCGUUCAAGGAUCUUAGAAAAUAUGGAAGACCAAGACGCUGAAGAUCUUAAUGCGAACGCUCUAGCCAAAAAAACAAAUGUUUUGGAUGCCAUACAUUUGUUAACAAUGUCAUGGAAUAAUGUCUCGGAAAAAACAAUUCGAAAUUGUUUUAGUCAUGGAGGAUUUUGUCAACCAGAGGACAACAAUGCUGCUGUAAUGAAAGAAAUGGAAGACGUUUUCAAUCCCCCGCCCGAUAUGAAUGCUGAGGAUUUUGAAGCAUGGAUGGAGAUCGACGAGAAGGUUGAGACUUCUACUUCGUUAACUGAUGAGGACAUUUGCGAAGCCGUAUGUGUCAAAGAUCCAGCUUCGUCACAAGAUUCUGAUGCCGAUGAUGAACCCGAAAGUGCUAUCGAGGACAAAAUUCCGACGCCUGCUCAGAUGAGGGAGGCACUUCGAGUCUUACGGCUAGGUGUGCAAAACAAAGCCGACGCGGAACACUUUCAUAAGCAUUAUGAUUAUGAGCGAUUCGUAAAUGACUUGCUUCGAAAGAAUGCUAAACAAUCGACAAUUGAUGAUUUCUUUUUCAGUUAAUAAUUAACCUUUUGUAUUUUGUAUCGUUUUCUGCAGUUCAUCAUUAAAUAUGUAACUAUACUAACUAAUUCUUUUUCUUUAGUGAAAAUUAAUUUCUAUUAAAUACUUUAGAGUUUCACAGCAACAACUCCGAAUUUAAAAUAAUUUUUAUUUUAAUACGUAUGUAAAAAAAUCAUUUUUAUACCUUAAAUUUUUUUUGUUUAUUGUAAUCAAUCGGUUAUUGUUAUCAAAUCAUGUUCGUCCCGAUGUGAUCACAUUAAGCGGCA
Molecule: messenger RNA, 938 nt
Organism: Parasteatoda tepidariorum (common house spider)
Lineage: Eukaryota; Metazoa; Arthropoda; Arachnida; Araneae; Theridiidae
Product: tigger transposable element-derived protein 6
Source: RefSeq, a predicted model, not a curated record